This is a messenger RNA of Podarcis lilfordi (Lilford's wall lizard), 22267 nucleotides long. NCBI's taxonomy places the organism in Eukaryota, Metazoa, Chordata, Lepidosauria, Squamata, Lacertidae. The record is from the annotation of a GenBank genome assembly.
GAGCUAGGUGCUGAUGAAACAAACAAAAACCCUAGUUCUAGGCAUGAGCUUAGAAAUUAUUUCAGCCUAUGUGUAAACUGGAAAAGGAAGUGACAAAAGGGAGACUGGCAGAGUGGAGGAAGUGAGGGAAGCCAUUGUCAGCACUUUAGAGUGGGAAGGCAUCCAAUGGCAUCAGAAACCCUGCCCUAAUUUAUCUAGCCCUUUAAGCUGUUGCUUUGAUAAGCACAAACUAGAAAAAAAAAUGUUUCCAAAAAUGGCAUGGCAGACCUAGGCGUUCUAUGAAUUUCAUUCCAUGAGCUGGAUAUAAAUGAAAUAGAAGGUGAGAUCAUUUCAUUUGUUCCAAGGGAGCUAUUGCUGUUUUUCACCAUUCCCUGGUGUGUUUGGUAAGUAUCAUCCAUAUAUUGUUUCACCUUUUAGAAGAUAAAACAAGACUUGAUGUUACUGCAGGUGUGUGUGUGGGGGGGAGAGUAUCUGGUCUUCUGAGUACAGUGGUACCUCGGGUUAAGAACUUAAUUCAUUCUGGAGGUCCUUUCUUAACCUGAAACUGUUCUUAACCUGAAGCACCACUUUAGCUAGUGGGCCUCCUGCUGCCGCUGCGCAGCUGCUGCACAAUUUCUGUUCUCAUCCUGAAGCAAAGGUCUUAAUCUGAGGUAAUAUUUCUCGGUUAGCGGAGUCUGUAACCUGGAGUGUAUGUAACCCGAGGUACCACUGUAUACUUGAAGAUCUUGUUCCUUGUGAGGACACAAACAAUUGCAUUCCCUUCUAAUUCAAGUUACCCCAUUGGAGUAGCAUAUUAAAUAGUGCCUUGAUUUUAGAUUGACUAUCAUUUGGUGACUGUCAAAACCACUUGAUAUCUGAUGGAACUGUAUGAAUUGCUGCUAUUCCAGUGGGAUACUCUGCAGGUUACUAACACUAUAGGCCUAAACAAAUUGAAUUAGUUACCAAUGUAAACCUACUCAUCACCCCAUACAGGGCUGAUGAACUCCACACACGUCUUGAGAGCAUACAUCUCUCCAUGGGGCAGAAGUACUAGUGUUCAUGCAGGAUGUGAUAACAUGUCACAGAAAAACGACGAGCCAAAUGGUAGAAUUGAAGCUUUGGAGAUGAUUUAAGUACUGCCUGUUUGGCCAUACAGAAGUAGGCAUCAGUAGAAAUCAAUUUGCGUCCAGCUGGCUAGCAUCCUAAUCCUAAAUACAUUUCUGUGAAACUUGCUUCCAUGUAGGAUAUCAACCCAGACCAGAUAUGCACUUGGUACUGAUAGUUUUGCUACUGUAGCUCCUAGCCCCAAGCUAUGUUUUUACACCAUCACCCCUGUUCCUUCUUGCCUCCAAUUUCUUCUUCCAACUUCUUCUUCUUCCAAUUUUGUCAGUCUUGCAGAAUCACUUUUUUGCUCUCCUCAAAAUAGAUCUUUUAUCUAAGCAGGAACUAACAAAUUGACUUGAGCAUAAAUGUGGACUAAAUGUGUCCAUUUUUUAAAAGUGCUUGUUUUUGUGUGCUUUAUUCUGUUUUGUUUGUUUGUUUGUUUUUGGCUUUAUGCUGUGAAGCAAUUUGUUCAUUGUUUCUGUUGUUGCUGUGGGCAUAUGGAAUGUUAGAGAAGGGGUAAUACCUCUGGUGGGGGACAUGUCGUGCUCCUUCUGGAGUAAUUUGUCCACCUUUGUUUCCCAACCUGCAUUCAGCUGUCACCUGUGGCUCCUAAAAGCUGUCAGCGUGCAACAGCAACCACACCCCAGGAAUGGCUUUGUCUGGCUGGCUAAACCAGGCGAGGGUAGCUAAUGGGUCUCAGUCCCUCAGUGAGUUAGUGACUUGUCCUGCAUGCGAAGACAGGUUCUGGUGGAUUGAACAGAUGAGAACAAUAGUGGGUCCAACAGUCAAGAAGGUGGUUUCUGCAUGUACUGUAGUGGGAAGUGAGGAGCAGAUAGGGUUCAUCAGCCUGGGAAGGUAGCUCAUCUAGAAGAACUCUGGUCCUAAACUUCUGCUGCCUUAUGAGAUACCUUCAGGAGAAGAAAAGACUAAGGAGUAAACCCUACACAAAUCUGUUCCUAAGAUGAUUAGAUGGCAUCUUGUACACCUCCUUCCGGCAACUCCUGCAGCCAAGCUGGUGCCAAACGUAUUGCUCUGCUUUCCUUUGGACCAGCGAGGCAGAGAAAGGAGCCUUGUCUGGGCAGCCCAGAACCUCCAUACACAUUGCCCAGGCUUGUACCCUGGGAAGGUCACUUUGGUGCUGCUAACACAGCAAUUUGACCCCCUCCUCCGGGAGGUGCACACCAUUCUCUCUCGAGAAAGACAGAUGCCAACAACUGUUGAUGCUAGUUGGAGGGACGCACCUAUUCCCUUACAACUGAACUUGAAGAAUCCCAAACAGAAGGCACAUGUGCAAGUUGUCUUUGGUCAGUGGAUCCAGACUUGUCUCAAUGCACUUCCCAGAAGAGUCCUUUUGAUAAGGAAUUACAGUUCACAGAUACAGAAUAGUUCUUGUAAGUGAGCACUUAAUGAGAACAGCUGCCAUUCCAAAACAUUAACCAACACUUUCCAGAGAAGGUCUAUUUUUAGAUCUUUGCUGCUAUGACUGUUUAUAUCAUUGGGAAUAAUGUAGAGAUUUGGUGGUGCUUUAAAUAAGAUGUUUCUUUAAAUCAGGGGUGGGGCUUAUGGACCUAUGGCCUCCAGAUAUUGCUGGACUACAGCUCCCAUCAUAAAUGACUAUUCGUCAUCCUGGCUGGGCAAGAUGGAGCCACAUGUUGCCCGUCCCUGACUUAAAUGGUUAUUUUGAACAACGUGUGCAUUUUAUAAUUUCUAUGCUUUGAAAUGUCCAAAGGUAGCACUUUUGUAUUGUCAGUUUAGCAAACCAGCAGAUGUGCAGUGGUCAUGUGUGUACACACCUCAGCUAUGUUUCUACUUGGAUAGAAGCUGGUUUAAGGGACAGUUCAUUAAACAGCAUUGAUCACGAAGUUACAGAUUACCUGGAUUGUGGCUAACUUCAUGUGCAUCAAACACCAGCCCUGGGAAUGCUGGAACUGGACUAAUAGUGAGCUAGGUGGACCAACAGUCUGACUCAGCAAAAAGCAGCUCCCUGUGUUCUGUCUCAUCCCUGAUGCUUGCUCAUAAUCUUACCAUUCUCUCUCACCCUCCCCCCAUUUGUAUUGUCUACCUCUGGUUCUCUCUGUCUGUUGUCUGUCUAUUUUCCAUGUGCCACUUGGUUUUCUGUCCCCGCUCCCACUUUCCUUCUUGUACCACUACCCUCUUUUUGUUUUGCUUCACUUAUCUUAGGACGUCUCCUCUUGCUCAAGGUCCCUGACUCUCUAAACAUAUUCCCUUCCACCAGAGCGCAGUGGAUUCAGCAGGGUGAUGCUGCCGUCUGUUAUGUGGAGUGUGGGAAAUUUUGGCUUCAUGUGGAAACCGGGAUUAUUUAUUUAUAAUAAAAUUUCUAGCCCGCCUUUCCUGCCCGAGUCAACAAUAUGAAACAAACAAACAAAAUCAAAAUAAUUAUAUAGCCAGCAAUUUAAAAAGUCAAAUAAAUAACAGCAUAUCACUAAAACAGCAUAAAAAGAGCACAGAGAGCAAACAACAGCUAAUGACAGUCAAAAGUUGCUGGAAAAUGUAAGUCAUUAAAUUUUGAUGGAGCACAAGUAAAAAGGAUCUCUUAGGAACAGAUAGAAAAGGCCAAAGUCAAGACAUGCCAUGAUAGAUAUUCGACGAAGAAUGAUCUAUGAUACAAUUCAAUCCUAAACUGAAGGCCCAUAUUGUUAGAUUUGUACUUCUGAAGCCCAUCCCUAAUAAUAAUAAUAAUAAUAAUAAUAAUUUAUUUGUACCCCACCCAUCUGGCUGGGUUUCCCCAGCCACUCUGGGCAGCUUCCAACAAAGAUUAAAAAUACAUUAAAAUGUCACACAUUAAAAACUUCCCUAAACAUAUAGCUGCGUUAACUGAUCUUUUAAUUUUUCUUAUAAAUUUUACUCACCCAUCUAUGCUUAAUUAAGUAUUCUAUGUAUAUGUUUAAAUCUACGUUUGGUUCUUGCUCCUAUUUAUUUAAUAAUUAUAUAUACAAUAUAUAUUUAAAGGAUUGAUUCAUAAAUUUGCUGACUUUACCAGAGAACUUACUCUCUCUCUCUCUCUCUCUUCCAUUUUUCUAACAUUACAUUUCUUAGUUUUAAUUAUUCCCAGAUAAUCCAGAUCGGCUUUUCCCUGAACCGCUGUUUCCACAGCCUAGGACACUGAGGAGCCAUGUGUGAUGAUGAAGAAACCACAGCCCUUGUCUGUGAUAAUGGCUCUGGACUUUGCAAAGCUGGAUUUGCCGGAGAUGAUGCUCCAAGGGCUGUUUUUCCAUCCAUCGUUGGACGACCCCGGCACCAGGUCAGUUUUUAUUUUAAGGGGAAAUUGUGCCCACAAUCAAGAGAUGUGGGUCUCCAUCUCUACAUCUACCACAUGCAAGACACUUUUGAAACACAGAACUUCCAAAAUAGCAUUGCGCAUGGGAAACAGGGUUGGGGAAGUGAGGUGUCUGCUGUUCAAAGGGGAAAAGUCCCAUGGCAUGUUUAAGGCAGGAUAAAGAAGGCCACUAAACCAUGGUACAUGUGCCCAAUGAGAUACAGGGUUCUUAUUCAACGGAAUAUGUUGAAUCGCUCACCAGCAGUAGCUUCAGAGCAUCAUUUUUUGCUAGAAAGAACAGUGUUAAAGAGAUAACUCUUUAUCUGCUCUCUAUGAUUCCAUGUUGCCAUGAAGAACCACUGCCUAUCCCUGAUGUGCUUCUUCCCAGACCCAUUUGAUUUUUGGUUUAACAAGUCUGUUUGGAUUUGAGCAGCUGGAAAAAAGAUUGUCAACUUUCAGAAGCAUCUAGGUUAUGAUUGGAAACAAAAUGCUGGAAUAGAUAGACCUUUGAUCUGAUUCUGCAACACAGUUCUUACAUUUUUUAAAAGUCCUUAAAUUUAAUGCUAUGUGCAUACUGUUACUGAAAUACAUAAACCAUUUUUGGAGCUGCAUAAAAUUUUGUGGCUGUCAUGUCAAGCAACAUAUAUGGUUGAUCUUAUUUUGCAGUGAUGCUUAUUAGUAGCUUGAUUUGUAAGCAUAGUUGUUAAGUAAUGCCAUAGGUCAUCAAGAAAUUAACAAGCAUCUAGUAAAAAUAUGUAUACAAUGGAAAAAACUUAUAAUUGCCUAAUUAAUGCAGGCCUAAGGAAACAGAAUAAGCAUUGCCCAUUAAAUCUGUUUUUUCCAGUUGUCAGAUUAAUAAUAAUAAUAAUAAUAAUAAUUUAUUACGGCCGUAGGCCCAUACAGAUAAAAACAAGACAUAAAUAACAGCCUGUGCACAUGGGAAAAAAACAGCCGCUAAAACAAUACUAUAACAAUAAGCUACUAUAAGAUGGAAUGGCAUACUACGCCUUAAUUAGCUUGUGGUGCUCCUUGGCGACGCUUUUGGGUAAGGACAGCGACCAGGAACCUAGCCACUUUCAGGGUCGUAUGGGCAUCCUUAUCCUGCAAGAUUUGGGCAAGGUGGAAUUUUGGUGGAGUACCCUCUAAUUUCUGUAUGAUUGAUCCCAACAAGUUUGCCCGUGGCACCUUAAAUAAGGGGCAAGUGAACAUAAUGUGCUGAAGCGACUCCGGCAUCUCCUUAUCACAUUCGCACAUGGCGGAGGUUUGGCCCUUUGAGAAUCUAUGUCUCAGGACAUUGGAGGAAAAACAUUAAACCUCGCUUUGGUGAAGGCCAGCCUAUGGGCAACAGUCGAAAGGGAGGAGAGGUAUGAUGGAACGCAAUAAGUUAAAGUGAUACCAAUGUUCUGGGGCGAACAAACACCUCCCCCCAGCAUAUAAUUUUGCUGUAAAUCGAUGUCAUCCAGUCUUUGGCGGAUCAGUCUUUGAGCAGUGAUUUGAUCUAGUUUUAGGGAAUCUAAGGGAGAGAUUCCAUAGCUCAGGAGUUUGGCAUGAAUUCUACUGGUCCAAAGGCUGGGGAAUUCAUCUCGCCAUAAGCAUUGGGCAAGGUAAUGGUCUGGUAAUCUAUGCCACAAUGAUAACCAAUAAUUGAAGACUUGCUUCCACAGGCAGGUUUCUAAGGAUGCGAUCCUCAAUUCUAAACGCAUGGCUGCGUUGCUUACGCACAGGGGGAGCAUUAGGAGCCGACGUAGGAAUUGGUUUUGCAAAGUCUCAAGAGGAGCAAGGUCUGUCAUCACGACCCAGAGCGGGGCAGCAUAAGCAAGCACGGGAACCACUUUUGCCUUGAACACCUUUAGGGCCGAGGGAACAUGCAAAGCUCCAUCCGAAAAGAAAAAUCGGAGGAGCGCAUAUGACAGAGUUUUGGCCUUAUUAAGUAGGUGUUGAAUAUGUGCUUUCCACCCCAAAUUGUAUUGAAAAAUAACUCCUAGGUAUUGAAAUUUUAGGACUUGCUCUAUUUUUGCUCCACCAAGCUUCCAUUCGUAUAAUCUCCGACUUCUGGCGAAAAUCAGAAUCUUAGAUUUAGCAUGAUUGAUGGUUAAUUGGUUGAGUUGACAAUACGCAGUUGUCAGAUUUACUUUACUCUUGCUGCAAAGCUUGUUACUUGCAUGCUGCUGUUGAGAACUUUUGAUUUUAAAAAACUGCUGAAUAUGUACCACUAUUUAACACCCCUCCACAGAUACCAUGCAAUCACUGAAUUGAUUUUCAAUCCCACAGUUUGAUAAUUUACCAAGUCAGCAAUUUAGAUUUAAAGAAAGGAAUCCAAAAUAUUUGACAUCAAAUAGUAUUUUUUAAGGAAACAAAACAAAAAAACCUGGAAGCUAAUCAAAGUCUUGGAACUUCUGCAUACCAGUCAGUGCCAAAAGAAAGCAGAGACUGAGUAACUGGAAUGUACAUUGGCUUUCCAUAAGAAUUGUUUAGGAGUGUUUUAUUGCUGGGGUGGAAUUCAGCCAAAGUUAAGCAUUUUAAGUUCCGUUGAUUUUAAUGGUUGUAGUGUAAUCCUAUUGAAUAUACAGUAGUGAGAUUUCCUUCCAAAUAAACAUGCAUAGGAUUGUGAAGUUAGCACUUAAUUCUAACAGCUUAAAAGAUGCUUCACUUUUAUUGUUUCAUUCCUGUGGUAUUUAGAUUUCCAAAGUCCAAUGAGCAGGAGGUUGAAGAUGACACUAAACUUCAAAUGCUUACCUUCUAAGACGAGCAUUUGAAAUGGUAAAAUAAUUUACCAUAAUCUGAAAAUGUUUUAAAUUAAUUUUAAACACUAUUGGAUAAGAAUUUCCCUGCACUUUUAUUUUAAAGUCAUUUCAAUAAAAUAGGAACUAACUCUGCUGAGUAGAACAAUGGCGGUGGUUGUGUGAAACUGUUGAAGAAAGAAAUGGGAAAAGCAUGUAAAACUAUUUUUUUUCUACUGACGUUGCAAUCCUAUGCACACAUUCCUGUGAGCAGAGGCAGCUUUAAGGGAGAGCAACUGGUUCCUUCACACUGGGCACAGAGCCUUGGGGGUGCCAUAAGGGGCACUGCAACUAUGAUGUAGAAAGGAAGGCAAGGAGGGUGAAUUUUGGUGUCAUACAGGAUGUUGCUGCUGCAAGUCAGCUGCAUUGAAUCCUAUUGAAUUCAGUGGGACUUACUUCUGAGUAGACAUGCACUGUUGGUCCUAUUAUCAUUCUUCUAUGUUGCAGAAAUGACAAUAGAAGUGACUCUUGGCAAACAUUUGCAAUGUGAUACUGAAUUUGAUAUGUUCCUUUUGAUGGCUUGCUUUUCUAGGGGGUUAUGGUAGGGAUGGGACAAAAAGAUAGCUAUGUUGGCGAUGAAGCACAGAGCAAACGAGGGAUUCUGACCCUGAAGUAUCCCAUCGAGCACGGGAUUAUCACUAACUGGGAUGACAUGGAAAAGGUCAGUAGGUUUUGUUUAUUUGUCACAAUUUGUGAUUAUUUUCUGCUUAAUAAUAAUAAUAAUAAUAAUAAUAAUUUAUUUAUACCCCACCCAUCUGGCUGAGUUUCCCCAGCCACUCUGGGCGGCUCCCAAUCAAGUGUUAAAAACAAUACAGCAUUAAAUAUUAAAAACUUCCCUGAACAGGGCUGCCUUCAGAUGUCUUUUGAAGAUAGGAUAGCUGCUUACAGUGGUACCUCGGGUUAAGUACUUAAUUCGUUCCGGAGGUCUGUACUUUACCUGAAACUGUUCUUAACCUGAAGCACCACUUUAGCUAAUGGGGCCUCCUGCUGCCGCUGUGCCACUGGAGCACGAUUUCUGUUCUCAUCCUGAAGCAAAGUUCUUAACCUGAAGCACUAUUUCUGGGUUAGCGGAGUCUGUAACCUGAAGCGUGUGUAACCUGAAGCGUAUGUAACCUGAGGUACCACUGUAUUUCCUUCACAUCUGAAGGGAAGGUGUUCCACAGGGUGGGCGCCACUACCAAGAAGGCCCUCUGCCUGGUUCCCUGUAACCUCACUUCUCGUAAUGAGGGAACCACCAGAAGGCCCUCGGCGCUGGAUCUCAGUGUCCGGGCUGAACGAUGGGGGUGGAGACGCUCCUUCAGGUAUACAGGACCGAGGCCGUUUAGGGCUUUAAAGGUCAGCACCAACACUUUGAACUGGCAAGUAAAAACCACCUAAGGCAUAUCCAGGGGCAGAUGGAAGAGUCCCUUUCUCAUGCCCAACCAACCACAUGGUAACUGCUUCCAUGUGGUUCAAUCCCACUCCGCAGGGAAGCAUCUGUGAACAAUAUGGUCUCAUGGAUGGGGCUGAUUGCAUGGGCCUUUCCCAGCUAAUUGGUACUCUCCCCGCUCCCCCCUGCCCCCGCCGCCUGCUAAGGUGCUGUGUAUAUGUGUAUAUAAAAGCUGCACAACUGCAUUAUUCACUCAUACUUUUGGGUACCAUGGGAUCACACCACACAGAAAUGGUUCCCAGACUGCUGGCUCAGCAUUUAAAAAGCUAAAUGGCCAGGACAAUAAAUGUAAGGGGCCGUGUUUAUUCCUCUGUGAGGAAGCAAAGUCUGUAGCAGGGAAUAGCCACAAGCACAGACAUAUUUAAUAGAGGUCCAAACUUACCAUAUUAUCUGCUCUGGCCAACUACAAUCAAAUAGGUUUCUUUACAGGUCUGGCUGGUUAUCUUAUAGUUCAUUGCUUUGCCUGGCUAAACUUAAUAGUGGCAUAUAUGCUGGCUGGAUCCACCCCAAAAGGUUCAACUCCUCACACCUGGCAAAGGCUGGCCGUUCCCUAUUCCUCCGUCCACACACUUGAUGCAACAUCACCUGUCUUCCCCACAGAGAAUGAGGAAUGAAUGCUCAAUAAACAGUUGGCAUCAUCUAGUCUCCCCACAAACCUUCUGUCAAGAAAUGAGGAUGCAUGCUCAGGUCAUCUGGAAACAGCCUCUGAGUUUCCCUGUGCUUUUCUGUAGAGGAAAGAAAAACUACACUCUCCGUCCUCUAGAUGGAAGUAUAGCUUUUCCAUAUACUUCUCACUGUGCUUCAUUUCACUGCCUCAGGGAACGCAGUCCUGAUUCCCACACAUACACCAAAUCUCAAUAAUUCACCCUCGCCAUUCCUAAAAUGUCAGCUUUCUGUGUCGCAACAUAGGUUUGCAGUUAAGAGGCAGCAUCUGAAUUGGCUUCUUCACUAUGCUCUCUUGAGGCCGUGUCCUUCAGGCUGCCAGCUGUGGCAAUCCUGGUAUCAUGCCGACCCCCUUAAAAGCACAAAGCAAGCGAUGAGAGCAGUUGCAGAUGCUGUUCCUCUAAUAGUCCUUUUGCCAGUUCUCCUCCUUCAUCCAUCGCCACAAGCAAGGCUAGGGAAGAGCAGGAGCAAAGGACUCACUUUUAAUUCACCCCAAUCGGAUUGGGCCCCAAACACUUACCAAUGGCUCCAUUGCCAAAGCCUUUUUAUUUUAAAUAUUGUACGUUACUGUGGAAUUUCUUUGGUGAAGUGCAGUACUGAAAUAUUUCAAUAAAUACAUUCCCUAUGGAAACAUUGGUCUCAACACCAGCGGUAGCCAACAUGGUGCCCUCCAGAUGUUGCCCACCAGCCCCAGCCUGCAUGGCCCCAGUCAGGGUGACAAUUCCCAGCAUGGUUUAACAAUCCAUCCCUCCCCCAGGGAACUCUGGGAAUUAUAGCUCUGUGAGGAGAACAGAGAUCUACCAACAACACCCUUAACAGCUUCCAGAAUUCUUUGAAGGAAGCAAUGACUGUUUUAAAGCAGAAUCAUGUCAUUUUACAUGUAUGGUGCCAUACUCAAGAGUAAACACACUGAAAUAAAAGAACCUGACAACCUUAAGUCCAUUGGUUUCAGUGGGCUUACAGUACAAUUUAGUGGAUGUAAGCCACAGAAAGGACACAUUUAUUGCAAUGUUUCUAUAAAUAUGUGCAUGUUUUUAUUGCCAUAAGGCAUUUGGACAUUCCCAGGGAGCUGUGAGAGAUGGAAUUCAUGGGCAAUGAAAUGAAGCAUUCUCCAGCUCAUAUACUUCAGUUCACAAUAUUCAAAUCUGGGCUGCUCCAUUUUCCAGAGUGAGCAUUCACUUAGGGUACUAGAGGAGUGUUAAUGCAUUCACAGCUAUUGCACAUUUAAUGUAGGAAGGGGGGGGGGAGCACAAGAAUGGGGCAUUAUCUUCUUCUUCUGACUUCAUAAAUGUCUAAUGAGGCUGUUCAUUUCUCUUGAAUGGCAUAUGGAAGGGAAAUCGGUCACAUCCCCAUCUUACAUUUUAAUUGUAAGUAUUUGAGAAUGCCAUGGUGGCCUGUGGAGAACAGAUCUGAUCUCUCUUUGGUGUUCACAAAAUCAAAGGAAUUAGGGCUUAAAUGGAACCUAGUCAGUCAUAAAAAGCUUUGUACUAUGGGUACGGAAACCUCCCGGUUUGGUAUGUAAUGCAUCACACAUGAACCACGCUAGUUUUCCCACUCUUAUAAAAUCUUAAAGGCUUUGAAUUGAACAUCCUUGGAUGAGGGCACUUAAACUGCAGCAGUCAAUGAACAAACAGCUUAUUCAAACUGUCAGGUAGGCAGCUGCUGUGAGGGCCUGUACAACCUCAGCGUACAAGCGAAGAUUGCUUAUUUGAAAGUACCCUUAAAUAAGAAUCUCCCAGCAAGUGGGAAGAUAGCAUGUUGUGGAGAAACAAAAGCGAGCAUCUCUUCUGUGCUAAUUUUCCAUAUGCAUAAGAAUUUUAAUGAGCUUUUCAGUCAUGCAGUUCCCACGUGACACAAUUAUGUGAGGACGAUUAUACUGUAUACACUCUUGCACAUUUGAAUUGGUCCCUAAGUGUGGAAAAUGUCUUAUUCACUAUGACUACGACUCAUUUGAGUAUAUCAUUUGGGUCCAGAUAAAAGCUUUUAUAGGAGAGCCUCUAUACUUGGCACUUUGUAGGUUUUUGCUGGAGACCAAGUGUCAUUCGUAGAUGUGGGGCCUGAGACCAAACAACACCAGCAGUUCUCAUAAGAAUUGGUUCACUUCAUCUGAUAUAAAAUAUAAAACAGCACUUGAGACUCACUGGCUAAGAGUAAAACAUUGUUAGGGUACUUCCGUGAUAGAUAGCUAAAAUUUCUGGCGGAAAGGUAUUAUAGAAUUUCCCUUAAAACAGAGACCAAUGUCUAACUUGUCAUUGGCUCAACAGACCAAUGGUGUAUUUUUGUAUAAAACAGCUUUUUAUGUUCGUGAUGUGAGAAGUUCCAGAAAUGUAACAAACACAUAAAAAAACAGUGUGGUGAAAUCCCUCUCCACACAAGGAAACAGAGCAAAUUGAGGGAACUUGCAUAUCUGUGUGACAAACCUAGACAGCUUCUUAAAAAGCAGAGACAUCACCUUGCCGACAAAGGUCCAUAUAGUUAAAGCUAUGGUUUUUCCAGUAGUGAUGUAUGGAAGUGAGAGCUGGACCAUAAAGAAGGCUGAUCCCCGAAGAAUUGAUGCUUUUGAAUUAUGGUGCUGGAGGAGACUCUUGAGAGUCCCAUGGACUGCAAGAAGAUCAAACCUAUCCAUUCUUAAGGAAAUCAGCCCUGAGUGCUCACUGGAAGGACAGAUUCUGAAGCUGAGGCUCCAAUACUUUGGCCACCUCAUGAGAAGAGAAGACUCCCUGGAAAAAACCCUGAUGUUGGGAAAGAUUGAGGGCACAAGGAGAAGAGGACAACAGAGGACAAGUUGUUUGGAUAGUGUUCUCGAAGCUACCAGCAUGAGUUUGACCAAAUUGCAGGAGGCAGUGGAAGACAGGAGUUCCUGGCAUGCUCUGGUCCAUGGGGUCAUGAAGAGUCGGACACGACUAAAUCACUAAACAACAACAACAAGCAUAUAUGUGUGUAAUACGUGGGGUCUAAUAAAAGGGAUUGGAAACCUCAAUUUGCUGUGCUGAAGGGGGUUUGAAUGUGGCAGAAAUGAAUUCCACUCAUCCCUAUCAGCCUUCACUGUAAGAGAAGAUUCUUCUGCGGCAGGGAAGGGAGGAGAGGAGACCCCCAGUGUUCCCACUCAAAUGCUGGGUAGUCAGCAGAAACCCACAACAUGGGGUGUUUCAGGGGUGGAAAUGUGCUGACCCUGCUGCCAUCCGGUGAUGGCAGUGGGCCCAGUCCAGGCCCUUUCGCUGCCUGGGAACUGGCAGAGCAGAAGGGCAUUUCUCCUUGCCCUCGUGUUCUGUCCUGACUGGCACUAGUAGCAGGGCCAUAGAAGCAGAGGUGGGUGUGCCACUCUAUCCAGCCUUGCCACUACUGUCCAGGGGUUUGGUUUGACCUCUGACUUAAUGAUGUAUGUAUUCAUUUUGCUACAUUUGCUGUUUGAAAUGCAAAGAUUCAUUGGGCAACACUCAACACACAUUGCCUGUAUGUUUGCCUUCAACCACCUGUCCCUUAGAUUUGGCACCAUUCCUUCUAUAAUGAACUUCGAGUUGCCCCAGAAGAGCACCCUGUCCUCCUGACCGAAGCGCCAUUAAACCCCAAGGCUAAUCGAGAAAAAAUGACCCAGGUAAUUAUUUGGAUGUUGCUUCCCUACUGUGCUAGAAAACUCCAGUUUUAGCAGAGAAACAAAAGUGGCUGUGGCUGUCAUGCCCAAAAGGGGGGCGGGGCGGUGCAGCUGGGAUGGAGUGAUGGCAGGGAGGGGCAGGGACUGCUCAGAUGCAUUCCAUCAAGCUCCACCCACUGGUAUGGAUGACAAGCUGCAGAAGAUCAAUAAAUAUUUAGGGUUGUGUCAGAUGCGAGUGGUGGUUGCUUGUGAGUAACCAGGCAGGACUCCAACCUGUCUUUUACAGGUUUUAUUGGUGCAAACUAUUUACAAUGCAGAGCCAACAAGUUCAUGUCCGUCUUAGUCACUUGCAGAAUCCGGGAGUGGCCUCUUCCAGUUUCUCCCCCAACAUAAGAACUCAGACACCCCAAAUCUCUGCCUCCCCUCCUUGCAUUUUACCCCUCUGCACAAACUGGGUGAUGGAAGUUGCGUAUCUGCCUCCUGGCCAGCCGGGCUAGGUGAGGCGCUUGGGCUCUUCGCAGCAUCUUCGAGUCCUCUCCUCACUUGGCUGGUGCCUUCCCUCUCUGCUCCACUGGAGGUGUGGCUUUCCCCAUUGCUGGACGAGGAGCUGCUCCUCAGAAGCGUUGGAGACUCUCUGUAUUCCCCUGCCUCCCUCCCCUGUUCUGAUGUCAGUCCCUUGACAGGUUGAAAGUAUGAAAGUAUACCAGAUGCACAAACAGAAUAAUAGGAUCUUUGUGACCCAUUUGCAGUAGACAUAAGGCCCCUAUCUGGAAUACCCUCUUAGACUACAGUGCAAACAGAUAACCACCGAAACAAGGAGCAGUUAUGCAUUGUGAAUUUCUAAGUUUCUAUGUCCCGAGAACAGAGAAUUAUUUACCUUUCUGCUGCCAAAGUAUCAGAAGCAGAGCUUCCCUGCCUUUGUUCUUCCAUGCUGCGGAAAUGGCUGUGCGGACUCUGCAAAAGAGCAAUUUCACAGUUUUGCAGCAAAUGAUUUCUGAUAAGUGGUAGGUCUGUAAGGUCUAUUGCUCUUCAGAAGUGGAGAAAGAUAAUGAAAUGCUAGUCAUCCACCUUUUCUCAGAGAAGUAUACUGCUGAGCUGCUCAUUUCGGAGAGACUGUGAAUUAAUGAAUUUAGAGGCCAUUUCAGUUGAGCUGAGUCAGGUUACUGUCAAAAGAAACAGGGAUUAAAGCUAGAAUAAAAGGGGUUUCACCGCUGUCAGGCUGCAAUUAGACAGCAAGCCCAGAAUUCUGCAUUUUAAAAAUCCAGAGGGGAAACCUCAUUAUUUCAAUUUAUUACGCUCAAUACUGUUAAUGAAAUUGCAUGUCUUGUUUGGUGUAAACCGUCUGGGAUCAUUUGUCAUCUUCAUUCAGUUUCCUUCACUAGGGACUUUGAAAGAUAGACUUAGGCGUGGUGUGGAAUAAUGUGAAGAUAAUUUAAUUAGUUGUGUAAUUAAUCUGUAAAAUUCCACCACAGUGGACAGUGAGACAAAUAACAUAGGCUUUGUUGGAAGCCAAACUGCAGUGGAACUGUAGCAGCGCUGCAAGCGACAAACAUCGGAUGGAAUGGAAAUCAUUGUCCUCCUAUACCUUUAUUCUCAUGUGUCCACCACUGCAAGUAUGAUUUAUCUUGGAUACCAUAGCUCCUGUGCACAAUUUGGAACCAAGCAUAUAAUGCUGCUAGGAAAAUUGGGUAUCUUAAAACCAGAUUUUAAUAGCAUUGUAGCAUUCUCUUUCUAUGCUUAGAGAUCCUAAGACCCUCUCAUUUGCCACCUACAGAUCAUGUUUGAAACUUUCAAUGUGCCUGCAAUGUAUGUGGCCAUUCAAGCGGUUCUUUCUCUCUAUGCAUCUGGCCGAACUACUGGUGAGUUUGAAAUUGAUGUCACCAUCUUUAAAAAAAGAAGGUUUCCUCACAUAUAUGUAUCUUGAUACACUGGCCCCUAUUUUUCCUUACCAGGCUAUUAUGAGAAAACCAGAUCUUCUGAUAAGCCCCUACCAUACUGAAUUAACAUAGGGAAAGAAAAGAGAGAGAAUUGGGAACACUCAAUCUCCAGCCAAUAAUUUCCUGUGACCAAUCAGAACUGCUGUUUUGUAUAGUUAAACUCUUCCCUUCUCCAAUCAAAAAAUCAAAGUGGUUGGAAGCCAGCCACUCAUAUACUCCCCGCCCCCCACCGGCCCGCUGGUGUGCACAGGAAGAAAAACCCUUUUAUCCCUGAUAAUGUUCCUGAAGCAAUUGUUGUCCCCCUACAAAAUAAUAGCUGCGUAUUUAACUGUAGCCUGUUUUCUAAUUGCAUUGGAUAUGACCUAUUUUCUUCAGCAAGCUUUAUAAAAUACAUUCAAAUGCCGAAUGAAAACUUGCUUAACUAUGCACCAAAAAGAUGGAGAAGGAAAGCGCCUACACCGUGACUGUAUAGUGGGUUAGUUGCUAAAUUACACAUAGUGAAAAUUAUGCUCCUGGCUUUGAGUUAAAGUAUCUUAUAUUUACUAUAAAUUCCUGGCAACUGCCCCACGAACGGGAAACACAUGGCCACCACCCUGUCUGGGUACAUGGCAACCCUACCAACCAGGGCUGUGACUUGUUGGCUAACUUCACCAAUCCAGGGUGCCUCUCCAGACCACCUAUUUAUUGAGCACUCAUCAAGAUCUGUGUGCACAAAACUUACUCAGUGUUUAGAUCAUGGGUAGGCAAACUAAGGCCCAGGGGCCGGAUCUGGCCCAAUCACCUUCUAAAUCCGGCCUCCGGACGGUCCAGGAAUCAGCGUGUUUUUACAUGAGUAGAAUGCGUGCUUUUAUUUAAAAUGCAUCUCUGGGUUAUUUGUGGGGCAAAGGAAUUUGUUCAUUCCCCCCCAAUAUAGUCCGGCCCCCCACAAGGUCUGCUGAAAAUGUUUGCUGACCCCUGGUUUAGAUUAUAUUCAAUAUUUCUUGAGCAUUCAUCCUCCAGUCAUCUUGAUUUGCUUGCAGAGCAUUUAUACCUCUUCUUGUUAGCAGGCAUUCAUCCCACACUUUUCAGUUCAUUUCUCCAUGACUUUCCCAAGCCACAAAAAGUCCUCUAUUUUAAAGUGGGUUUGUUUUGCUAGAGCAAUGGGGUGCUUUAAUCCAUUUUAAACGGUGGAAACCUGAAGUUCCAGCUUGUGUCUGAAUUCCUCCCGCAAAAUACUGACAGUCUGGAGGUGCCCAUUAAAUAGGGUUGUCAACUAGCCAGAAAAAAAAUCCAGCUCAAAAAUUCAGAGUUUUUAGUGGCUAUAGCUUUUGAGUUUAUUAGGGCAGUCUGUGGCUGUCUCACACCUAGUUCAGGGAGAGUCCACGAGUUCUCUGUGGAAGGGAGUCCACAGGUGGGCCUUUUUGCAGCAAUAUACGUUACCUUGUAGAUAGCUGCUGUUUUAUUGUUCCAUUAAAAAAAAACCUGCACAUUUUAGUGGCAAAUCUGUAUGUUUAUACAUCAGCAUUUUGAUAUUCUUUGCAAAUUGUUUGGGAUCCUAUUUUUUUUGGUGAAAGGCUAUAGAAAUGUAAGAAGAUCAUUAUCAUUAGCAUCUGUUUCAGAGAGAACAAUGCCAUGCAAUUUCUGACUCUUUCAUGAAGGCAAUUUCUUCUUUGUAUAGGCCAGCAAUUUCCCUCUGAGUUCCACUCAGCAUGGAGACAAUAGGGAUUAUCAUUUGCAGUCUCUCCUUUCAAUCCCAGUUGUUGUCAAAGGGUUUAAUUUAGCAGAAAGAGUGGGGCAGGGCAAGGUCUACAGAGAAGAAUGCUGACGCUUCUAAUUUUCUUCCUCUCUCUUAGGGAUAGUUCUGGACUCAGGGGAUGGUGUCACACAUAACGUACCUAUCUAUGAAGGUUAUGCCCUGCCACAUGCCAUCAUGAGACUGGAUCUGGCUGGAAGAGAUCUCACUGACUAUCUCAUGAAAGUUCUUACAGAGAGGGGAUACUCUUUUGUUACUACAGGUAAUCAGUGCUUUUCUUACAGAUCAAGGGAGGAAUAUAGUGUUGUGCUAAGGCAAUUGUUUCACCAUUUCAGGGGUAGAUGAGGAGGGGGAAGCCCCUUUGCAAAAGCAGAAGUCCUUCUGCAGGGCUUCUGCUAAUGGGAUUCAUUAUUUAAAUUCCACCUCCUGUUUACUUCUGAUAAUGCUGUCUUAUUCUGCCACAUCAUGGAUGCUUUAGCUGAGAUUCCUGCAUUUCAGGGGGUUGGACUAGAUGGCCCUUGGGUCCCUUCCAACUCUUAAGAUUCUAUAUUCUGUUAUCAUAUUGGAUAAAUAAGUACCAUAUGUUAUUUCUCUCUUCAAAAAAUGGCUUGAUCAUGAUCAACAUGAUGUUAUUGAAGAACCACCUAGCAUCGAGGCAUGAAUUAUGUUCUUUGAUUUUCUGAUUUUCUAAUUCUUUUUUAAAAAAUCAAAGUUUUCUUUAUGCUCCCCACUUCCACCCCAAAUAUACAAAAAUAUAAAAGCAGUCAAUAAAAUAAAAAGAAAGAAAAAGACAAAAUCUAGACACAAGAAAGAUUUAACAGCAACCUGCUAAGCACACUCUUUCGCACCUCACCCCGUGAUAGUUCAAGGUUAUGUGGCAGUUGUGGACAAGGUGAAAUCCAUGCUAAGGAUUAUUAGGACGGGAACUGAAAAUAAGUUUGCCAUCAUCAUCAUGCCAUUAAACAAACCUAUUGUAUGCCUGCAUUUGGAAUUACUUUUCACAGUUUGCAGCCUCUAAAAGGAUAUUGUAGAGCUGGGAAAGGUUCAGAAAAGGGCUACUAAAAUGGCCAAAGGACUGUAAUACUUCCAUUGUGUUGAAAAGUUACACCAGUUGUGGCUUUUUACUUUACAGGAAGUGGGAGUAAGGGGGAACAUGACUGAGGUACAUAAAAAUAAGCAAUGUGGGAAGAUUCAGCAUGCACAAAAGGAAAGUAUGACUUAACACUGUGCAUAGUUACACUGUGGAAAUUUCUUCCACAAGAUGUAAUGAUGGCUGCCAACUUGGAUGACUUUAAAGGACGAUUAGACCAAUUCAUGGAAGAUAAGGCUAUCAAUGGUUACCAUCCACAAUGGCUAUUCUUCAUCCACUGUCAGAGUCAGUAUGCUUCUCUAGAUCAGGUUGAGAUCACAAAUGGGUGCAGUACUCAGGUACUGCUUGCAGGCUUGUUGGUCACUGUGGGAACAGAAGGCUUGAUUAGAUGGGCCUUGGUCUAAUCUAGGACUUUUCUUAUGGUGAGAGCGAAUACAGCUUGCUGAACUGUCAAGUCUUCAGCCUGGAGCACGGAGUAAGAAGAGAAAAGGCCUAUAAACUAUGCCAAAUGUUUAAGACUGCAACACCCAAUUAAUUUUAAUAAGGAGCAAACUUCCAACACUGUGCCGUCUAAUGCGCAAAAAUGAAAUACAAGGGUCGUUAGAAUGAAGGUCAGCCCAACAUCAAGAUCUUACUGCUAGCUUCAAGUAUUGGGCUUUGUAUCAGCUCCUGCCAUUGAUUUCUUCAUUGCAUGAUCCAUCCAGGAUCUCUCUCUGUCCAGGUGUACUGCUGGAUUUUCUUACAAAAGAAGAGUUCAUAAAUCAAGCAUAGGUGUGGGACACCUUUUUGAGCCUGGUGGCCUCAGUCCUUUGUAGGCAACCUUUCGGGAACCAGAGGAAAAAUGGGUAAUAUGCUAUGUUUGAGCUACAUAAAAGGCAAAGCUUUCUAUACCCACACAUGUCUCCAUUUCCCAUCCUGGCAAGCAUGAGGCAAUACCACAGUUCAGUGACAUGUUCACGUCAGACAGAAGCACUUGAGGAGGGAUUGCACUAUAGCUGGUUGAAGACCUGGCCAGGAGAAGGGAGGUGGUCUAUGGGUGGGCAAAGUCUGGAGAGAGUUUCAAGAGCUGGACAGAAAGGCUUGGAGAGCCACAAUUGGCCCCAGACCUGAGGUUCCCCACUCAUAGUAUACCAGUAGCUUUCUGGCUUCGUUAGGGAUAACAUCUGUCCCUUAUGAGACACCAGAAUAUUAAAGUGGACCCUUUACUGAGCUGACCAACUUUUCAAAAUAACUUCUGUGAUUUCUUUCAUCUGACGGGAAGAAAUCAAAUGAACGAUUUGUGCUGUUUUCAUGUGAAAAUAAGAAUCUUUUCUCAGCCUUUACUAGGAGUAUUUCAUUUGUUUUAUAAUGCGUAAAAGGCUAAAAGAAAGCAGAUGGGUACUUAAGAAUUAAGAAGCUUGCUAUCCUAUAUUAAGGUUCUUCAAGAAGAGUCCUAAUACUCACACAGGGAGGGAUCACCUAUGUAGGUUCAGCACAUAGCAACCUUUGAUGGUUGAAGGAGGUGACAGAGGAAAGGGAGGACCGUAUACCAAAUUUAUAGCCCAGGGGCUCAGCUAGAUUAGUAAAGAAAAAACGAUUUAUAUGUGUGUUGUAUGUGUGAUAUAACAUUGUGCCACCAGAUGGCGACGUGGAGCCCCGUUUUUCUCUACCUGUUUUCCCUGUUUAAAUUUACAACACUUUAAACUGAUGUGUCUAGAUCCAACCCAGGUGGCUUUUAAGUCAGCAUGCUCUACCAGUCAGCUGACUUUUACAUAAGGAAGGCACUCUUAACGCCUUUCAGAGCCUAAAGAUUAGGCUGGAAAGGUGCUAAUUAAAAAGGAAGUUGUUCAGGCUAACCCUGGUAGACAUGACAUUUCGAAGGGAUUUUCAAAUCGUGUGCUUUAAAGUGGCAGCAGUUAUAUCCUUCGUUCUCUUUGGAGAAAUGGAGGCUGGCUCUUUGUUAGGAAAGCUGUGGCUCUUAAAAAAGACAUACCUUGAAAGGACAAAGCUGUAGCCCAAGUGUUUUCUUGGGGAUUUCUCUGUUCUGCCUGUGCGGCAGGGCCAAGGGAGACCGAUUUUCCAUCCUGGGAAGGACUGUGGUUAUAAGGAUUCUGAUAAGUAACCCAAGAGCCCUCUGCUAUCGUCUUACACCUCACUGCUUGAUGUUUGUAGCCGAGCGUGAGAUUGUGCGAGACAUCAAAGAGAAGCUCUGCUACGUGGCUCUCGACUUUGAGAACGAAAUGGCCACUGCUGCAUCUUCCUCUUCUCUGGAGAAGAGCUACGAACUCCCCGAUGGUCAAGUCAUCACUAUUGGCAAUGAACGGUUUCGAUGCCCUGAAACUCUCUUCCAGCCAUCGUUCAUAGGUGGGUCUGCACUCGUUUCCCGUGGCUGUGGUUAACAGGCGAAGAAAACAUGCUAUUGUACUGCUAUACUGGAGAUGUUACUGCCAUGACCAUAUUUGCUAUGUGAACAAAAAAAGUAAAGAUGAGAGAAAAUGCUGUUGUGUCUAAUUUAUUUUGGCAUGAGCACUUGUAGAUUAAUCCGGUUGACAAAAUGGACUGAGUAGUUGGUAUACAUGGGAAGAGGUACCCUGGAAGACAGAGCAAUCUAACAAGAAUUUGCUUCAUAUAAGACUUAAAACAAUGUUUACCCCUAAAUACUAAAUACCGUCAUAUCUCAGGUUACAGACUCUUCGGGUUGCGUGAUUUCUGGUUGCGCACUGCGCCGAACCUGGAAGUACCGGAACUGGUUACUUCCAGGUUUCGGCACUCGCACAUGCGCAGAAGCGCCGAAUCGCAACCUGUGCAUGCGCAGAUGCGGCGCUGCGAGUUGUGAACGUGCUUCCCGCACGAUCAUGUUCGCAAUCCAAGCGUCCACUGCACGUUUAUUGGCAUCAGAUUUAAGGAGUGUAUAUGGGGACUUCUCACUGUUUUCUUUUAAAAAAAUACAUUCAUUACUAGGAAAGAAUCAAGCUCGUGUGUAUAUUAAAGGGAAAUAUGUGUUUGUGUGUGAAAAUGGAUGUUUCACAUUAGGUUAACAUUGCAGGUUUAAAACUUUGGAUAAUAUGCCUUAUGCAACCUUAAACUUCUGAUGGCAAACAAACUGGUUUAGGGAAAAGCAUCCAUUACACAAAGGACUCAUUGGCACUUAUAUUAUGCCCCACACUUUCUAGGCACACAUACAUACGGAUGGCAUGGGGUCCUUAUACAAGAUUAAUUAAUAUCAAAAUAGGGCUCUGGUGGAUAAAUAUAAAGCUUCUGUUGUUUGCGUAAUCUAGAUUGCUGUUAUCCCUCCAACUGAGCACCUGGACCAGCCACCUAAAAAUAUUUUCACUAUAUGUCCCGCCCUACUGAUCAAAAAUAAUGGGAAAGAUCUAAAAUCAGCCUCUCUUUAUUUUGUAUCACAUUUUCGCACUCUUUUAAAAAAGUGAGAGUGGCUUGCUUAGAAAUACGUGAUCAAUUAAUCCUCGUAAUUUCAUUUCCGUCCAGGGAUGGAGUCUGCCGGUGUCCAUGAAACAACCUAUAACAGCAUAAUGAAAUGUGAUAUUGACAUCCGUAAAGAUCUUUAUGCUAAUAAUGUGCUUUCUGGAGGGACCACCAUGUACCCUGGCAUUGGGGACCGUAUGCAGAAGGAGAUUACCGCUUUGGCUCCAAGUACAAUGAAGAUCAAGGUCAAUGUUACAUCUAACAUCAAUCUAAGAGGCCAUGAAUAGGCCAGAGCAUGUGAUUUCUAGAGGGGGGGGGAGAUGAGAAGCUAGAACACAAGAGAUCUAUGUCCAGAUUUUAUGUGGCUUUUGUUCAAAGCCACCUGAUUGCUCUUCCUCACUUUAAUCGGAGUAUAGGUCUGUCAGUGGCUAUAUACACCACACUAACAAUUAAGUCUCUAACUGAAUAUAGCUAUUUCCAUUGUGACCUGCUUUUGAGAUACUUGGGGGGUGUUUUGGAAGAUGCUAGGCUGAAUGGAUAAGAACAUAAGAAGAGCCCUGCUAAAUCAGGCCAAGUUCCAUCUAGUCCAGCAUUCUGUCCUCCCAGUGGCCAACCAGAUGCUAUGGGAAGUCCAUAAGCAAGACCCAAGUACAGCAGCACCGUCCUCACUUCCAAUUUCUAGCAACUGAUAUAUAGAGGCAUAAUGUCGCCAACAGGGUGGGGGAGGAUAGCCAUCAUGGCUGGUAGCCAUUCAUAGCCUUAUCCUCCUUGAAUUCAUCUAAUUGGCUUAGUUGCAAAUUUGUCAUAAAGCAGAGGAUUAUAUAUAAUUUUAUGGUUUUAUUGAUUUACAAUUGACCUGACUUGCAUACCACUUUGUAGCUAUCGUAGUCACACAACCAAGAGCUUGUAUUGCUUGCAUAUUCCAGAAUGAGAAUAAUAGGGAUUAGAAGACAUGAUGACUAAAAUGAGAAUGAUUGUCACCUAAUUUGUAUGUUCCCUUCUUCAUCCCCCUCCUUCUUCUAGAUGAUUGCACCUCCAGAACGUAAAUAUUCUGUCUGGAUUGGGGGAUCCAUAUUGGCUUCUCUUUCGACCUUCCAGCAAAUGUGGAUCAGCAAAGAUGAAUAUGAGGAAUCUGGUCCCUCCAUUGUCCAUCGCAAAUGCUUUUGAAUAUGCUAAAUGUUAUCUUGUGGUGUUUCUCUACCAAAUUUCUCUGGAAAUUUAGUUUAAGCUUUCCCUCACUGCCUAAUCUGAAAACACAAUAAAGGUGAUGUUAACUGAA